CCGUCAGCCGUAUCUCGUGUUGUUGUGAGAUAAACAGCCUCCGAUAUUUACUGUGACCGUGUGAUGGAUGUGAAUUGAACUAUGGAGGAGGAGUCUAUGUCCGGGCACAGCUGUUCCGAGGACGAUAUCAGUGUUGGGCGACCGUCACCGGCGCCGUCGCGGUCGCCGUCGCCACAAGAUUACUUCAGGCCGCUAAAACGAUUGAAGAUGGCUUCGGAGCCGGUCGAAGAGCGUCGUGGGGAAGGCGUGAAGAGUUUCUCUAUACUGGACAUUUUGUCGCAUAGUCCUCGAACGCCGCCGCGUAUAGUGCGUCCAUGGGAUGCUUCAGGGUUUGAGAGAUUGCAGCGGUUGCAGCGCUUAGCCGGUGCGGCACUGCUGGAUGGCGAACGUUGGAGAUUGGCAGCUCUUGGGCUGUUGAGGCCGAGGGAGAUGGCGCCGGCAGAAUGCUGUGACUCAGCGUCGGAAAGAUCGUCGUCGGCUUCUGAUUGCUGCUCGGAGCCAAGACGCGCUUCGCAGGCCGGCUCGAACGCUCCCCACACGCCACUGGACGCCCUGUUCCACAUGACCAGCAAAACUUUUGAAGCGAAUAAUCCUGACAACGGAGAUGGUCAGUCAAAUCAUUUGAACCUCUUCAACUCGAGGCCACAGCCGAAGAAGAAGCGAAAAUCACGAACAGCGUUUACAAACCACCAGAUAUUUGAGCUGGAAAAGCGAUUCCUCUAUCAAAAGUAUUUAUCGCCGGCGGAUAGAGACGAAAUAGCCAGCUCCCUAGGGCUAUCCAACGCCCAAGUCAUCACUUGGUUCCAAAACAGGCGAGCGAAGCUAAAACGCGACAUGGAAGAGCUGAAAAAAGAUGUCGAGAGUGCGAAAGUACUUUCAGCCCAUAAGAGUUUCCUAGAAAAUGUCACGGACUUGGGGAUUCUUAAGAAGAAAGCGAUGAGCAUAGGCGCUAGUGAGGAGGCUGCUACGAAUCUUGUAGUGAACGCGUCUAAAUGAAACGAGGCGGCGCGUGCUAUCGCGCCAGACGCCUACGAUCGUCGACUACUCGAUUACUAAAUCGAUACAGACUAUAUAAUCGAUAUUCGUAUAUGUGUUUCUUAAAGGACAUAGUGACGUUAGAUUUUACCUUCACUAAUCUAGUUAAAUGUACUUCACUAUUUAAUAAUGUAAAUAAAUUAAUUUGAUUGUACAAAAUGAUAUGCUUCGUUCGAAUAAAUGUGAUAGUUUAUAUUUAAGUACUUAAUGUUUUAUAGAUAUUAUAUUCCUAAAUUAUUUAUUGUAGGUUCUAUCGACUGGCAUUUAGUGAACUGCAAUGUCUUUUACUAAAUAUAAUAUAUGAAGGUUUUUUAUUCAGUGAAUAUUAUGAAAGAAUAUAUAAUAAUGUGCAAUAUAAAGAAAUAGAUUGUUAACUUUUUUGAUUGCCAGUGAUAAUACCUUGGUGUAAAUAUUAUUCAAUGUAUAGUUAUAAAAUAAUAAUAAUUGUAUUACGUAGUUAUUAGAAGAUGUGUAAACAGAGUUAUUAAAGCAUAUAGCUGAUAAUGUAAUUUUAAUUAGAGAGCUGGUAUAUGAAACACAUUUCAUUACACAAAAUCUACCGCCAUUUUUAUAGUAAUAUAUAUAAUUAAAAUUUUAUUUAAAUAUAUCUUAAUAUGUACUUAUUCAUAAAUAAAAUCAUUGAAUUAUUUAAAAAUCUAUAGUUUACACUUUCUAAAUAAAGACUGUUUCAUACGGCAUGUCUCAUGUGAAUGUCUCAUGUGAACAUAAAUGUCUCAUGUGAACAUAUUAAAUGGCUAGGUAAUGUCAAUAGAUUUAACUCAAUGAAUUUGAAAGCGUUUUAGUAACUUUUCAAAACAUA
Molecule: messenger RNA, 1855 nt
Organism: Nymphalis io (European peacock)
Lineage: Eukaryota; Metazoa; Arthropoda; Insecta; Lepidoptera; Nymphalidae
Product: homeobox protein BarH-like 1b
Exons: 2
Coding region: 82-996 (304 amino acids)
Biological process (GO): regulation of DNA-templated transcription
Molecular function (GO): DNA binding; DNA-binding transcription factor activity, RNA polymerase II-specific
Source: RefSeq, a predicted model, not a curated record